CAAUCUAGGGUGUGCGGAAUGAAAUUGGGAUUGCUGAGCGAACGCAUGCCCGUCCCGGAUGCCAAGGAUCGAACAAUCCAACUUGAAGCCUGAGCUCCAUUAUUAACGCACCAUGAUUCAUCUUGCGCGAUGCCGUGAUGGUGCUGAAAUGUGUGUGCAGAAAAGCUCAUUUCACCGAAGGAACGGGACCUGGCGACGAGCUCACAUGGCGGGUCUUCCAACGAGAAGAUACGUCAACCACCGAGUUCUGGGCUGCAUUCAUUCGGCAUGCAUUGGCCCGGGGCACCAAGAGACUGAUCCCUCAUCGACAAUCCCGUCGACGCUUGGGGCUCGUCCACGCUCGGCUUCAGCGUCAGGCGAGUUAUGCUAGCGUUAUAAGAAGGCUUUUCUCAGGCAGACACGAAACACUGCAUCGCCAACAAAAACCACCACACACAACCUCGCGAGGCUUUCGCAACGCUUGCAGUCAUCAAUUUAGCAUAAAUCCGGCACCUGCCACCGUCGCUCCUCGCAAUCUCUUGGCUGUCGAACCACGUCAGCCACCAAGCUCGGCCUCUCCGCAUUUGUCCACCAGAGAAGCAGAGAAGCCUUCGAGAAGCACCCCUUCCCCACACCACUGGACGAGGUCCGUGAUUGUGUCGCAGAAGCAAGUGCCUUAGCCGGUGCGAGCUUUGUAGCGUUAGUCGAUCGUGCCCGAUCCACUACGCCGUGCUGUGCCGGUGUUCACGGCCUGCUGCGUGCUUCGGAGAAGAGUAUCUCUCAUUGCCGUGCUGAUUUCUCAGAGUACUGAAUGCCAGGGACGCGCAGGGGUCCUGUGAAGAUGGAAAGCCUUCUCCCGCUCGCUUUUCUUCCUUUCUCGUUGAUGCAGCGAGUCUCGUGAGCAUCAUCUCCCCCCACCCCAUACUCGCCACUGGCGUUGGCGAGCUUCCCAGAGAUGUGCAGCAAGCGGCAGCCUAUUUCGGGUAACGAGAGACGCUGAUAAUCGUGAACUGAGCCUUGUACAUACUGUCCAUGACCACGGUACCGAUAUGAUAUUC
Parathielavia appendiculata is the source of this 1037-nucleotide messenger RNA. RefSeq lists its product as uncharacterized. The record is from RefSeq and is a predicted model, not a curated record. NCBI's taxonomy places the organism in Eukaryota, Fungi, Ascomycota, Sordariomycetes, Sordariales, Chaetomiaceae. Bases 138 to 659 code for a protein of 173 amino acids. The transcript has a single exon.